CUGUCUAUAUUUUUCCAGAACGGAGAGUACGACAAGCUAUCAACUAUCCAUAAAGAGUCAGUUGUACAUGGCGGAGCUCAUUCAGGACCUGCCUUCUUACCAUGGCAUCGUGAGUUAACGAAAAGAUUCGAGUUCGCUCUUCGCCAGAUUGACCCCAACCUCUAUCUCCCGUACUGGGAUUCAACGAUGGAUGGUGCACUUGCAAGACCUCAAGACUCAGUUAUAUUCUCAGCUGAGCUGGAAGGAACAACUGAUGCGAGAGGUUUCAUAAACAGUGGCCCUUAUCUGAAUUUCCGAACCCUGGAGGUACGGAACUACAUCAUUUUUAUGCGAGUAAAGUGUUUUAUUGAGAAUCUAUCAUCAGGGAAAUCCCCAAGCGAGAAGAGCAGUAGCUGCGCAAGGACAAACGAUGAAGGAUAG
This is a messenger RNA of Strongylus vulgaris, 420 nucleotides long. NCBI's taxonomy places the organism in Eukaryota, Metazoa, Nematoda, Chromadorea, Rhabditida, Strongylidae. The record is from the annotation of a GenBank genome assembly.